UGACCCGCCAAGCUGACAGACACACACACUCUCGGUGACCGCUGUAUCGGAAUCCAGCCAGUCAGUCAGUCAGCCGACACGACGCGGACGGGCAUCCAUGUCUGUAUGCUAUCCAAGCUUUGAUUGUCCCCUUUGAUUGAUCCCAUCCGGCCAUCCCACCUCAUCCCCCCCAUCGCAUACCUGUCCGGGCACGGCGCCGGAUAGAGUUGCGGUAUGCCACCAGCCUGCCUGCCCGCCCGAUAACACGCCGCCUCUUUGGACUGGGAUGCCGUUCCCAUUUGAUUGUCCUCUCGUUGUCCUACCAUUCCCUGCCCUGCUGCUGCUCGCACAUAUCAGCUGGGCGCUCCCUUCCCUUGGUUUUUCCUUCUGUUUUGUCCUCGUUGUCGUUGUUUGUCUGACCCCCCCUGCUCAGCCUUCCCAUCUGCACCCAUUCCGUUCCGCACCACCUCUCACGAUAUCACACGUAUAACACUACAUCCAGACAGCAGCCACCAUGUUCUUUGAACUCGUCUUCUCUUAGGCUACUGGUCCGGGGCAUGCUUCCGCGUCCUGGGAAACGUGUACCAUCGCCUGUGGUUACAUGUCCUUUUGUCCCCUCCUAAAACAGCCAUCUUGAAUCCUUCGCGGCAUGCUUCCAGCAUAACACAUGACACAGAAACAAUCUUCACUUGGUCCUUUGGUCAUGAAGAAGGACUCUGAUAAAGAACGUAUCGCUCCCCCUGGUCCCAGUCGCUACAAUCAAUCCCUUCUUUCCAAGAUCCAGCGACGCCUGGAUGAGGCUUCAUUGGUCCAGGAGGAACUCGCUGGCUCGCGCGAAAAUCUAUUGAUCCAACGCGAGAAGAUACGAUCAGCAAGCAAUCGAUUGAGUGACCACCGUAAGAAGACAGGUGAUGUCGAAGCACAAUUUAUGAACAUAGUACGCCAGUUCUAUCUUGAAAGAAGAGAAGAGUUCCCGCCCAUCCUCCACGACGCAUACAACAAUGUCGAGGCUGCUCGUGACAGAUUGGGAGUCAUGGACGAGGAGUAUUUGCAGGCCGAGCGCACCCUGAGCGGACUAGAAUGGACCUUCAUGGAAAAAGAAAACGAUGUGUACCAAUUCGAGCUGCAUGAACUCUUCUCCAAACUAGCCGCGACGGACGUUUCUUCGCCAUCCGCAUCUCGACCUCCGACUCCCACAGUUCUCCAUUCUCCAGAUCGCAAACAACCAAUCUCCACCGUCAAUGUGGAGGAGCAGUAUAGAAUGGCAGAAGCUGAGCUUCAUUACCUGAGAGAACGGUUCUAUCAUCUUCGGGAAGAGCAAUCCAAACACAUGGACGACUUGGAGGUAAUGCCCGAAUCACUCAUGUUGCCAGAUGAUUCGCCGGAGCUCGAGCUCCUUGAAAGGCUGAUGACGAGCGAAGUCAAAGUUCAGAGUCUCAGACAACUUCUUUUGUCUGCCAACGAACCGCUCCCACCACUGAACCGGCGAAUGUCUGAUCCCAUGCACUCCAAAAACCCAACACCAACAGCGUUUGAGGACCAUGUCACAGUCCGUACUGAAAGCGCUGUUCAGACUUUGUCUGAUAAUCCUUCCACACAACAGAAGAUUCAAAAUUGGGUCUAUGAUUGCUUGAGCAGCACUGCUAUUCAAAGAAAGUUCUAUAUUGAUAUAUCGGAUGACAGCAAACGUGUGGACUUCAGGGAAACGCAACAAACACCCAAGAAUACUAUGGACGGCGAUCCUGGUCUUCGGAAAAGCUUGGAUGUUCACGAGGAUCUGGCAAUUAAGCAACAGGCUGCUGGUCCAGAUUCCCUCAUCGCACCCGACAUUACUGUCCAAGUACUACACAAAAUUGAAGGAUCGAAAGUGGACAUGAAACAACAACCACAUCAGCCUCCAGCUGAUGAACUAUCUCCGUCGAAUGCUACUAUGCAGUCAGCAUCGACUGCCCAAGCGUCUCCAGCUGCUAUCCCUACCUUUACCUUCGGGGAUGAUCCUCGGGAGCACUACUCGCCAGAUGCAGCGUUGGAAACAUACCAGCCUUCAAUACUCUCAACGACUGCUCUGCGAGAGAGUCCGUUGCCAGAGAGUCGUAAUGGUUCCUCACUCGAUGAGAGAGCGUCGGUCGAGGGAGAAGGCUCUACACCCGGAAAGAGUAAAAACAACACGCGUGAAGAUUCAUUAGAUCCCUACCAGCAAUCUGCUUCGUUGAGUAGAUCCAGCGAUGUUCAAACGUCGUCAGAUCGUGUGUAUCAUGAUACAUCCCGCCUUGGUCAGUCAGCAAUAUCCACUUCGGAUUUGCCUUGGACUACUUUUUUAGCAGUUGACAGAGAUCAUCCUCCGCUUCGUCGAACUCGAUCUGUACGCAGCUGUUCCCUGGAACUCACAAUGUGCGAUCGAGGGAACGCAUCUAGCCAUGUACGAGCUCACAGCACUCCCGCUAUUUCUUUUAGGCAAUAUCCGGUGUGA
Molecule: messenger RNA, 2449 nt
Organism: Periconia digitata
Lineage: Eukaryota; Fungi; Ascomycota; Dothideomycetes; Pleosporales; Periconiaceae
Source: the annotation of a GenBank genome assembly